AUGGUUGAUACAAGACGUACGAAGAGUAACGCCACCACGACGGGCCCAUCUCAUGGUUUCGUGGUGGAAACCUCAAUGCAACAGCACGGAAUCAUGCCUGCCAACGCCUGCAGCCGUCUUCUAGUGCUUUGCAGCCGCCUUCAGCUGCUGGAAUUGCAGAACAGCCGCCACAUGACCCUGGGACCUCCAUAG
This is a messenger RNA of Prunus armeniaca (apricot), 192 nucleotides long. NCBI's taxonomy places the organism in Eukaryota, Viridiplantae, Streptophyta, Magnoliopsida, Rosales, Rosaceae. The record is from the annotation of a GenBank genome assembly.